Molecule: messenger RNA, 2661 nt
Organism: Lodderomyces margitis
Lineage: Eukaryota; Fungi; Ascomycota; Pichiomycetes; Serinales; Debaryomycetaceae
Gene: PKH3
Product: protein kinase
Exons: 1
Coding region: 1-2661 (886 amino acids)
Biological process (GO): peptidyl-serine phosphorylation; intracellular signal transduction
Molecular function (GO): protein serine/threonine kinase activity; ATP binding
Source: RefSeq, a predicted model, not a curated record
AUGUCAUAUAGAUCAAAUGUACCAACCCAAUCGAGUCUGUCAUCAACACAACCCGUAUUCAACAAUGACUUGCCCAAUCAUUUGGUAAAACAGUUAUCUCAAUCGCAUAUACUGAGUGCAAAUUCCGCGGCAAUAAAAGUACCACCACCAUCAACAAUGCAACAACCGCCGGUUCCUACUACUAAAAAGAAGUCUGCUCGUGACUAUCAAUUCGGAGCAACUAUUGGAGAAGGGUCAUAUUCUACAGUUUACUCGGCAAUGGACAAACAGCUGAAGAAAACAUAUGCCAUUAAAGUAUUAUCGAAGCGACACAUUGUAAAAGAAAAUAAAAUCAAAUACGUCAAUAUUGAGAAAACAACUCUUCACAGAUUGGGUCAACAGCAUCCCGGAAUUGUCCAACUAUACUACACUUUUCAAGACGAGUCAAGCUUGUUUUUCGUUUUGGACUUUGCCGAGUACGGGGAACUAUUAUCAAUCAUACGGAAACUUGGAUCCUUGUCUGAACCUGUGUCAAAGUUUUACAUGUGCCAGAUUGUUGAUGCAGUCAAGUUUAUUCAUCUGAAAGGGGUUAUACAUAGAGAUCUCAAACCAGAAAACAUUUUGGUCGGACACGACUUUAAUUUGAAGAUUACUGACUUUGGUGCCGCCAAAUUGUUUGGAGAAAAUGAUGAGGAUGGUGAGAAGAUAGACUAUAAAUCCGUCAAUGCUGAGGCUGAGGGUCAAGGUCAAGGUCAAGUGUCUCGCGAGAGGUUUGGAUCCUUUGUUGGAACUGCAGAAUAUGUUUCUCCCGAAUUGCUAAAGGACAAUAUUUGUGGAUUUGAGUCUGAUAUAUGGGCAAUUGGCUGCAUCCUUUAUCAGUUCUUUAAUGGCUCGCCUCCAUUCAAGGGUAAUACUGAGUACUUGACGUUUCAAAAGAUUAUUGACCUUGAGUAUUCUUACAAAUCGCCUAAACCAAUUCCUAACGAAGUGACAGAAAUCAUUGAGAAAAUAUUGGUACUGAAUCCUUCAGAAAGGCCCACUAUUCCUGGAAUUAUGUCCUUUAGGUGGUUCAAUGACGUUGAUUGGAGCGAUACUCGAUAUAUAUGGCAUAGAAAAGUGCCAAAACUUGAAAGUUACUAUGGUACCGAAAGUUUAUCACAAUUAAUGGUUCCUCGGUUCAAAAAUGGAGCUAACAGGGAGAUGAACAAAUCAUCUUCUUAUCACCAAUUACAGUCGCAGAUCAAUAAUUCCGAUUUAAACUUCUUGCCUGCAAUAGGAGCUAAAAAAACUUUCAAACCUCCAACAGCUAUACGGAAGAAUACAUCAUCAAAUGCGAAUGGUGAUACAACACCGACCCCACCGUAUUUGCCGAAUGUUCUGCCACCUAAAAGGCGUGAUAUACAGCAAGCAGCUCCUCUUGCGCAGGUGAACCAGCCUGUAUUUACAGUGCCCGCCAAGAACAGUCAACCACCAAUUCCAGGACCUCAGCAGCAACUACACCAGCAGCAUCAACAACAACAACAACAGCAGCAGCAGCAGCAACAAAAGGGACCUGUCCAAUAUUUGCAUCGACCUCCUCAGACCCAACCAUCCACGCCUAGAGUCCAAACACAGGGGAAACCAAAUAUCAGAGCUAAUACAGCUUUCCAAAAUAUGCCUCGUACUACAAAACCUUCACAUACUUCACCGCCACCAGAAUUGAAUUCGUAUUCCAAGACUGAUUCUCGGAGUAUUUCAGAGAAACCCAAGUCAAGUGUACCAGAGGUUCCCAAAACAUCCCCUGAUGCGGCAGCUGCUGCGGCCGCUUUUGCCAAUAAACAAAAGAGUAAUGGUCAACCCAAACCAAAGACCCCACCAAGUACAAGCUUUCUCCUGCAGAAAACAAAGAUAAUCCCUAAACCUUCUCAAAAGGAAACAGUGCUAAAGUUCUAUGAAGUAUCUACCCUUCUUGCGCCUAAUGAGAAGAUUCUUAAAAUGGAUCUUCUAAAGCGAAUGCAACUUCCAAAAAAUGCGCUAUCAUUGAAAUAUGACGCUCUUGACGAUACUGUUUUGGAGAGGAUUGUGACAGAACAUGCACAAGACUUGGAGAAGGGUUCCAAGCUAGUUCUUGCCUUUGUUACCAACAUGGCAAGAAUAUUUCUCGUCGAUUCAACUUUAGAGGUUAUGUUGGUUGAUUUGAAAGCAAAUAAUGGUGGCGAUUACUUUAUGUAUGAUUACGAGUUUGAAAAUGAUGAGAAAGACUCAACUAAUGAUCAAUUGGGAUUCUUGAUCAUCGAAGUUGUUAAGGAAAACGGAGAUUUGUAUUUCCUUCAGCAACUUAUAAACAAAGCUCUGGAGCCAGAAUUGAUAAAGGUGUUGGAUAAAAAUGGCAACGAAGCUUCCGUUGGAAAACAGCACGGGUGGAUUGAUUGUUUAUUGAUUGCCAGAGAAACUUCAACCGUAGUGGUACUGGAAACCACAGCAACCAAUGGAACGGAUGGAAACAAUGGAGCAAGUGGAGCAUUAUCCCAGUCAGCUGGUAGAAAAAAUGAUGAAAUCAAAAGUAAGAAAGGGAGUGGUAAAAAGACUAAGAAGGAAACUAAACGUAGAGUGGCCAGUCUGCCAUCAAUGCAUUCACCACCGUCGACCAAUCAAGCGGCCAAGUUUGCACGUGCAGCCGCAGCUGCUGUUCGCCAAAGAUAG